GUUCGCAUUCUUACCUUUUAUUAUUUCUUAUUGUUGUUGCAUUGUCGAGGAGCCUGCAAGUAAGCACUUUGUUUGAUGGUGUAUACCAUGUGUAUACUGUACAUACAACUAAUAAAACUUGAAUUCACACAAUCAUUGGUUUUCAGGCAAGAACCUUGGGGUGCCAUGAAGACCACUCUACAGUAUCUGUGGGAUGUUUACUCAAAACCGACCCAGGCUGCCAAGGAGGUCCUGACAUUACUUUCUAUGUGUUUCAUUAUCGCCAUGGUGACUGGUGGUCUCCUCUACCAUUGGAUGACAGAGAUCCUGAGAUAUGACAGUGGUACUUCCAGCACUGCUGCCUGCAUCUAUAGUGUGGCCAUCCUUUUCCUCUCGUUCCUCUGUCAUCCUCUCCGUUGUGUGCUAACUAUGAUCCUGCCCACUCUGGGCACCAAACAGGGGCGCAAGCUGAUCAUUUCCACCUCUGUGAUUGUGUUAGUGUUGAGCAUCAUCCUUAACAUAACCGUUAACAUGGGAGUGGUGAUGCACGUUUUAAAGUGCACCUCUGAAGGUUUUGUCCGCUCUCUUUUAAACUCAUCUGAGCUGUUUCAAGAAGCAAAGAGAGAUCUUGUUAGAGAGGCUAUCAAAGUGAAACAGGAAGAACUGAAUAUUGUUAACAGGUUGAGGAAAUUUGAUCAUUUUACACACAUUGAUGUGUCAAAGGUCCAAAAUAUGUUUGUUACUGUAAGCAAACAGAUUGAGAGUGACUUUUCACGUGCCAAUAAACUGCUGGAGGAUUAUAAACUUCUGUCAAACAGGAUUCUGGCGGCCAUCUUUCUAAUCUACCUGAUAGUUGAAUCAGCCUACUACCUGAAGUCAUAUGUCAUUUCGGUUAAGUUUGACAACGUUUACAUCACCAGACAGUUGCUGCAAAAAGCAUCUAAGGAUGGAAUCCAGAUAGAGCCAACUAACUUGAAAAAUAUGGUUAAUUCCACAAGUUGUAAAAUAACAAAACAGGAAUUUACCAAAUGUCUUGCUCCCAUAGUAGUGGUGACUUUGUAUUUUAUUGUUAUUAUCUUCAUAAUGGUUUUGGAUCACAUUGUGUACCAUCUAGUUACAGUGAGUGGGCCUUGGCUGCUGGAUGUUCCAGCUACAUCUGUCAGCAUAGCUGUGAAAUAUAAGAUUCACCUGCGCUUUCCAGGUCUAUGUCUAAUCCCAGCUAUCUGUAGGGAUACAGAACUGGCAAACCUCCACAAGCAGUAUGACUGGACAUUUAGCCCAGAGGCUUUACGCUGUUAUAUUGAGCCCUCUGCACCAGACCUGAGAGUGAGGGUCUUCCUGGGACUACUCUGUCUGGUGAGCUACAUCAUGGUGUUACUGGAGGUCUAUGCCAGGCGCAUCCGCAGGAAAGUGUCUGCAUCCUUCUUCAAAACGCAGGAGGAAAAAAGAAUUAAUUUCUUAUUGAAGAAGAUACAGGCGAAACAGGACAAAAGAGAAAACAAUAUAUUUUUCAUUGAAGCUGUGAAUGAGACCCGCUUUCACACAAACCAAAACGUAAUUUGAAGCUUGACUUGCUGUCAUUAUAUGUAGUUUAGGGAGACCUCUGCUUUUAAUACGUUCACUGCUCCUCUUGAGCUAUUGCCGUUAUAAUAGAUUUAUUUUAGAAUUGGAGAAAACCCUCCUCAGUCUCCCCAGCUGUCAGCUGAGAGAAUUUGUUGAUUCGAUUUGUCCAUAUUUUCAGAUUGAACUGAUUCUGCAAUAUACAAAUGAAAAGCAUGGAAUAAAAAAUGUAACUUCAAAGUGAUACAAGCAUGCUUAUCCCUGUGUUACAAUACAAUUGAUGAAUUCAGUGCCAACAUCCUGCUCUCCAUGAGCCAAAGGGCCUGUUGAGAACAGGACAGGGCAUCCUGUUACUGAGUCACAGUCAUAUGACCUUUCUCCUGGUCGUGGAGCACCCCUCUUACGCCCACGUUGCCUCGUCUCAACAACACUCAUGAAACCAUGUUUGUAGGCUUAAUGAAGAAAUAAAGACCAUAUAACAGACUA
This is a messenger RNA of Oncorhynchus kisutch (coho salmon), 2025 nucleotides long. It is a transcript of the gene ocstamp, whose product is annotated as osteoclast stimulatory transmembrane protein. NCBI's taxonomy places the organism in Eukaryota, Metazoa, Chordata, Actinopteri, Salmoniformes, Salmonidae. The transcript has 2 exons. The record is from RefSeq and is a predicted model, not a curated record. The coding region runs from base 76 to 1542 and encodes 488 amino acids. Gene Ontology annotation, cellular component: membrane.